This is a messenger RNA of Trichophyton verrucosum HKI 0517, 1536 nucleotides long. RefSeq lists its product as uncharacterized. The record is from RefSeq and is a predicted model, not a curated record. Gene Ontology annotation, biological process: peroxisome organization. Gene Ontology annotation, cellular component: peroxisomal membrane. NCBI's taxonomy places the organism in Eukaryota, Fungi, Ascomycota, Eurotiomycetes, Onygenales, Arthrodermataceae. The transcript is spliced from 3 exons. The coding region runs from base 1 to 1536 and encodes 511 amino acids.
AUGGAUGAAUACACUGCAGAACUCUUCUCUGGCCAGGACGACGGUAAUGAUGGUGACUCCCGGCCCUUGGGAAGUGUGGAGGAAAAGAAACCUCCCGUGAAGCCGGACACUGCAAAGGAGGAGACUUCUCCCGGCCUAUCGCUACAGGACCGGUUGCUUUCCAGGUUCCUCCAACAGCUGGUUCCAUCGGAAGAUGCUGGUAGUGAUAAAGACGGUGGUGAGGAUGUUGAUGCAUCCUCAGAAAGGCCCCCAUUCAGCCUUCCCACGAUGACCAACAACUUCAGGCGUUUUAAUGCCAGAACUCAGACAUGGUCCCUGAUAUGCGUCUACUCCUUUAUCUGCCUCGAUCCAUACUUACUGGCAGUGCUUCCAUUUGUUCUAAUCCUUCUGUUAAUCAUGAUACCCGCCUUCUUGACAAGGCACCCUCCACCACCUCCUUCAACGUCAACGUCUAGUACAACUCCAUACUACUCCUACGAGGGCCCAGCUCUUGCUCCAGCUAAAACCAUCAAACCCGCUGCUGAGACGUCAAAGGAUUUCUUCCAUAACAUGCGAGAUUUGCAAAACUCCAUGGCGGAUUUUGCCGUCCUUCACGACGCAGCUGUGUCACUCAUUGCUCCUGCUACAAAUUUUUCUGAUGAAAAAUUGUCGUCUUCCCUGUUUAUUGCUUGUACCGGCUUGGCGGGUGCGGUCUUUUUGGUGUCGCACCUCUUGCCCUGGCGACUUAUGUUGCUUUUUGCUGGGAACGCCCUUAUACUGUCCAAUCAUCCAAACGUAAAAUCCCUUUUUGAGGCAGUUAAGGGAGCAAUUGCGUCUCAUAGUGCCUCUCAAAAUAAUGCUGAGGCCAACAAGAAGUCCUUCAACAUUUAUGGAUAUUCCAUACCCUUAACUGUUUCUGGCAUCAUGGAUCUCCUCGAUUCAAUAACUGCUAUAUCCCUCUCUGCUGAGCCUGAGGAACGCGAAGUUGAGAUCUUUGAGCUACAGCAUAAAACGUAUUCCUUAUAUUCGGCGUCACCAGAAUGGGAACCCUUUUUAUUCACGACUACGCCGUAUGACCCGCUUUGUCCGUCUCGUAUAUCAGGAGAUCGACCUCGGGGCUCUCGAUUUUUUGAGGAUGUCAGACCUCCCCCUGGGUGGGUUUGGAAGAGUAAAAAGUGGGAACUAGAUCUCGAAUGUCGAGAGUGGGUGAUGGAACGCAUGGUUACUGGUGUGGAAUUCGAAAUACCUGAUAACAAUGACGGCAUCAUCGGUGAGGAAGUGGGAGGUUGGGUAUGGGAUCUGCCGUUUAACACGCCAGAUGAUGAGCAUGCUGUCGAUAUCCUGGCUUACACGGAUUCGUGGGAAAGCCCUCGAAGAAACGCGCAAAUGGCUGCCCAAAUGAGCAAGCGUGCCAAUCAGAAAGACAAGCCUGAAUGGGAAGAAGCCACAAAACAAGUUGACAGAGCUGGCGACUGGAGAAGGAGACGCUGGGUCAGGGUUGUCCGAAGGAUGACUAUUGAUGAGAAGGCAGUGAAAGCAACGCCAGUAUCUUCUUGA